ACUGGAUAUGUCUCUGCAGGAGGGUCUAGAUCGAUCACCUGUACAGAUGGCGUGUGGAAUGAAGUGAAACUAAAAUGCAAAAGGUUUUUGUAUGUGAUUGAGUAGGCCAAAGAGUGGUUUCUCAGUGUGAGGCACCAACUUAUAAACAUGGAGGUGGAGGUGUGAUGGUCUGGGUCUCCUAUGCUGGAUCCAGAGUCAGCGACUUGCACAAAAGGUUGUGUGGGUCCCCGGGAGACAUUCUGAAUGGGCAGUAUGAUCUUUCUGAGGGGAUUGAAUUUGGCGCCCGGGUUUAUGCCAAAUGUAACAAAGGCUAUACUCUUGUGGGGAGCGGUGAAAGGACCUGUAUGUCCCAAGGCUGGAGUGGCCGAGUUCCUACAUGUGAAGAGAUCUCAUGUCCUACUCCAGUUGUUAAGAAUGGUGUCAGGUUUGAAGGGGGCCCACCACCCUACAAACACCUGUCCUCCGUGACGUUUCGCUGCAACUCUGGAUAUGAGAUGAACGGACAGGCCACUCUGACAUGUGAAAUGAAUGGCUGGUCAGCUGAUGUCCCAUCAUGCAUAGCAGGUGUCGGCAUUCAUGUGGGGGAGGAACGUCUUGGCUGACACACAGUGAGAUAACACGGACCGUCCACAACUUAUUUCCAAGAUGCAAGACCCGAAGACUUCUGGCUAUAUCUCUAGAUUGCAUGUCUUUGUAGUAAUGUCAUGCCUGCCAAUGUAUGACUAUGGUAAUAGGGUACUCUCUGUCCUCAUCCCCCUAUAUACUCGAGGCACAUUGCCAUAAGGCAAAGCCUUUGUUAAAUGCCCAAAUAUAGUGGCUAAUACGGGAAAGCUCCAAUUGAUGGUAAAGUUUGUUGCUUAUAUUUUUUCUGUUAAGUGUUGGUGUGCCUUUGUGUUUGUUGUUGUUCUGUGUGAGACAGGCUGCCACUUUAUUCCACUGUGGGGUUGACUUUUGUUAUUUCUUGUAAGAAACAGCAACAAUAUAGCAAACUGAAAUCUGGCUUAUUUUCUUUGCUUAACCCUUGUGUAAUCCUCUGUAUACUCCACUUGUCCUAAGGGUAAAAAAUGAUCUGCCUUCACCAAAAUUAAUAUCUGGGUUUUCCCUUUUCACUGUGCAGAAAGACUGCAUUUUAUCAGUGUACACCUCUAGUUUUCAUUAUGUCAUAAUUGUUUUCUUUACUAAAGUAGAGGUUCAUUAUUAUUCCUAAAGUACUGCAUAGGUGUUUUACAGCUAAAUGUAUUAAUUGCACUUUUUAAUUAGUAUUUUUGUACAAGAAACCAGGUAAGCCUAGUUCAGCCAGCCCGCAAUAAAAAGUGAUGAUCAUU
This is a messenger RNA of Esox lucius (northern pike), 1325 nucleotides long. Its product is annotated as complement decay-accelerating factor-like. The record is from RefSeq and is a predicted model, not a curated record. The transcript has 6 exons. The coding region runs from base 165 to 602 and encodes 145 amino acids. Lineage: Eukaryota; Metazoa; Chordata; Actinopteri; Esociformes; Esocidae.